Salvelinus sp. IW2-2015 is the source of this 796-nucleotide messenger RNA. Its product is annotated as merozoite surface protein 2. The transcript has 2 exons. NCBI's taxonomy places the organism in Eukaryota, Metazoa, Chordata, Actinopteri, Salmoniformes, Salmonidae. The record is from RefSeq and is a predicted model, not a curated record. The annotation marks the transcript as partial.
AUGGGGAUGGAGAUGGCGAUUGGGGCUGGAUCUGGGGAUAGAGCUGGAGAUGGGUCUGGAUCUGGGGAUAGAGCUGGAGAUGGGGCUGGAUCUGGGGCUGGAUCCAUGGCUGGGGUUGGAGUUGCAGUUGAAGCGAGGACUGGAGCUGGAUCUGGGGCUGGAUCUGGGGUUAGAUCUGGGGAUAGAGCUGGAUCUGGGGCUGGUUCUGGAGCUGGAUCCAUGRCUGUGGUUGGAUCUCUAACUGUAGCCAGACCUGGGGUUGGAGCUGAGGCCAGACCUGGAUCUSUGGUUGUUCCUGGGGCUGGAGCUCCUCUAUCUCCAAUACCUGAGACGAAUACUGCAGUGCAGGAGGUGUCAGAGGACGCUGUGGCAGCCAGGACUGAGGCCAGCCAGCAACCAACAAUCUCAGGGACCACAGCAGCCCAGGGGCCCCUCAGGAACUCACUGCCUGCUGUUCUGAAGACAUCCACUACUCAGAAGGGACAGAAGGAAGAGGAAAUGGCGCCCAAGGCUGAGGAGGAAGGGUCGGAGUCAUCCAGUGAAGGAGCAAGUGCCAUCGCAGCCCCCCCGACGACCAGUAGCGUUGCCGACCAGGGGGGCGGGGCCUCUGAUGUCACAGGAGCAAGGACCGCCGGCGCAGCAGCCAAUGAGGAAGAAGAGGGUGGGGAGAUCUGGCAGAGGAGGUCCAUGCAGGCGUCUGGAGGCGUGUCUCAGGAGGAGGGGGCGCGGUCUUCUGAGGCCAGCGGRCCAAUCGACUCUCCUCAGAGUGUCUCUGAGGAGGGCAGAGAGGCAGGAG